Dentiscutata heterogama is the source of this 310-nucleotide messenger RNA. NCBI's taxonomy places the organism in Eukaryota, Fungi, Glomeromycota, Glomeromycetes, Diversisporales, Gigasporaceae. The record is from the annotation of a GenBank genome assembly.
AUGUUUUAUUCAUCAACUUCUACUUCAACUUUGCAAGCUAAUGAACAUUCAGGAACUGUAACCAUAACACCAACUAUAACCUUUCAACAGCCGUCUAAAACACCUCCUGUUGUCACUUCUCAGUUAAAUCCGAUGAUAUUUGAAACUAAUCAGUUUAUUUCAACUACAAACCAACUUUUUGGUGACCCAGAAACACUUACUCAAAGAUUAGAUCUUGCAUAUCAAUAUGUUUUGAAUGUUAUUAAGCAUAAUAUGACAAUUUAUUCUAGAAACUUGCCACUUACUACUUGGAAUUUGAUUGGUCAAAAUG